CAAAAACUGUUGCUGAUGAUUGCAUAGGGACAGAAAGCUUCAUUCCAUAAAGCCGGCUUUCAGUCACUAAAAAUCAGUCGUCCUGUUUCCCAGACUGAUUAAGCUUCUCUCAUAUUUUUUUUAAUUAGUCAAAAUUGUAUUUUAAUUCGACCUGCCUAAUAAUGGCUAAAUUAUUGCUAAUUCUAGCUCUUUUAACACUGACCCAAAUUGAGAAAGUGUCCUCUGAAAAAAUCCUUGUCGUUGCUUUUUCUGGUUCUAAAAGCCACAAGAAUGCGUUCGAACCUCUCUACAUCGAACUCGCCCGUAAAGGCCAUCAACUCACGAUUAUUCACCCCGUAAAGUCCGGCUACACCGAUAAGAACAUGAAAGAGAUCAACGGCAUCAACUUUGAAGACAUUCUGGAAAAGGAGAUGGCUGCUGGUGACCCGAACGGUGAACCUCCCAUAAACAUUUUCGACCUGCGGUUAAAAGGUCUCAAGAUUCGGACCCCAAUCAAUCCUGUCAUCAUCCCGUAUUUACAAAAAGCGUGCGAAAGCUAUUAUGAAAUGGAGGAAGUAAAAGCGGUCAUGAAGCAAAAAUUUGCCCUCGUCUUUGUCUCGUCUCACAUGAACGAAUGCACCUACGGCUUUGUCCACAAGCUGAACACGUCCUACAUCUUCGUCCAACCCCACGCCAUCGAGCACUACAAGUCAAGCUUCACCGGAUUCCGACCCCCAGCAUCAUUCGUGCCCAGUUACGCCGCCGGAGCAGUGACCGACGACAUGACCUUUCUUGACCGAAUCUUCAACUUUUUGGCGUACCAGGGAACCAUGGCGCUCUACGACUGGUACUACCUGCCCCAUAUGGAGACCACGUACCGAAAAUAUGUCGGUGAAGCGACCCCAUCCGCGCGAGAGAUUGAGGCAAAUGCCAGCCUUAUAUUGAACAAUGCCCACUUUACUCUUACCUAUCCGAGACCCCAGAUGCCACAGGUGAUCGAUGUCGCAGGGAUGCACUGUCAACCAGGAAAACCAUUACCGAAAGAUUUACAAGACUUUGUCGAGUCGUCGGGGAAUGAUGGGUUCAUUUAUUUCAGCAUGGGCUCCCACGUGAAAGGGAGCACAAUGCCGAAACACAUCUUGCAAAGUUUUGUCACCGCGUUUUCGAAAAUUAAGCAGAAAGUGCUUUGGAAGUUUGAUUUGGAUAAGAUUGAGGGUCUCUCGAGCAAUGUGAAACUUGUUCGAUGGGCUCCGCAACAGGAUUUGUUGGCACAUUCUAAGAUCAGAGUAUUCAUGUCGCAUGGGGGGUUGUUGAGUACGGAAGAGUCGGCGUAUCAUGGCGUGCCAAUCAUUGGCGUGCCAAUAUUUGGAGAUCAGGACAUGAAUAUGCAUCAAGCAGUAAGUAACGGAUAUGGGAUAGCUUUGGAGCUCAACACGAUUAAUACGGAGCAAAUUUUGACCGCAAUUAAUACAGUGCUUGCAGAUAAGAGAUUUGCAUCGGCCGCAAAAGCAACGGGGCAGUUGUUCCGUGACCGUCAAACAUCUGCCGUUGAUACCGCUUUGUACUGGACAGAAUACGUCCUUCGACACAAAGGGGCCGUCCAUUUGCGUUCGCCAGCAUCAAAAUUAAAUUUUUUCGCAUAUUAUUCUCUCGACGUGAUUGCAUUCCUUUCUCUUAUUCUCGCUUUAUUAGUUUAUAUUCCAAUCAAAUUGUGUAAAAUGUGUUGUUGUGGUGGAAGCUCUUCGAAAAAGGAGACACCUUCAAAAAAACGACCAAACACGAGAUCGGGAAAAAAGGACAAUUAAAAAAGAAGGUCCCGUUAAAAAUUAAAAGACGAUUGUUUCACUAACUUAUUUUUGAAUGAUUUGAGUAAUUAUCUUCGAUAUUAAAAUGAUUUUUGUUUGUAAAUUUUUAAAUGAGACGACUAAUAAAAUAAAUUUUAAUCUAUA
Folsomia candida is the source of this 1928-nucleotide messenger RNA. Its product is annotated as UDP-glucuronosyltransferase 2C1. The record is from RefSeq and is a predicted model, not a curated record. NCBI's taxonomy places the organism in Eukaryota, Metazoa, Arthropoda, Collembola, Entomobryomorpha, Isotomidae. The transcript is spliced from 4 exons. Bases 162 to 1784 code for a protein of 540 amino acids. Gene Ontology annotation, molecular function: UDP-glycosyltransferase activity.